AAAACACUUGUCAUAGUAAUAUCAUAUUCUUCCCUGCGUAUCACAGAGGGCUCAUAUAUAUUUAGAUAUCUCUCUUAAGGCGCGACUCUCCAUCCUAAACUCCGGAACAAUCUGAUUGGAAGACCGCGGUCUUUAUGCGAGUAGACCAAUCAGAGGUCUGGGAUCUAUACGAGGUGCAAAGGGCGACACGCACUACCGAACGUAAACACCAUACUCGCUUCACACCAUAUAUAGUGAUCCGGUUCGUUACGACUCCCGAAACAGGAGGGGUGCAGAUUCCCGCGUUGUUGCGCGGUGAGACCAGCGUGCCUUCAGACAGCGAACUGGGCUACUCGCGCGGUGUUGCAGCGAUCAUCUUGGGCAAUGGGUAUGAUGAUUCCGACAUCCAAAUGCUGCGAAAAGCAGCAAAAGACAUCAAGCCAAUGCCUUGGCUGCAAGCCGAUGGGUCGAAGCCGACUCCGCCACUUGGGCCUGAGUAUGGGAAGGCGUUGGUGGAGAGGAUUAAGAGCACGGUCAAGGAGUUGCAGGAGAAGGGGGCGAUGGAUGAGGAUGCUGCCGUCUAUUAUUAA
Molecule: messenger RNA, 569 nt
Organism: Aspergillus heteromorphus CBS 117.55
Lineage: Eukaryota; Fungi; Ascomycota; Eurotiomycetes; Eurotiales; Aspergillaceae
Exons: 2
Coding region: 135-569 (144 amino acids)
Source: RefSeq, a predicted model, not a curated record